ACUGUCCAUCUGUGGCAUUCCUAGGUAACCUUGAUUAUCAUCACCUAUUCAUCAAUACACUUGUUAUUGUUCAUCCACUUGAGUAGUUGACAAGUUCUCUUGAUUAUACUUGCAUCAUAUAUAUCAAUAUACAUACACAGUAUCUCACAAAGGGUGGUCUUAAUAUUGAACUAUUCUAUCCAUUCGGAUGAGAUCUGUUUACCUUGGAAAAGAGAAAGUGAUGAAAGAUUAUGUCAUAUUAUCAUCGUCAUAAAAGAUGUUAACCGAAUGUUGACUAUCAGACGCAUCAUGGAUCAUCUGCCUGUAAUUACCGUGGACAAUGGUCUGAAUAAUGGAGAUCAAUCUUCUCGGUUUUUUCUUUGUUCAUCGUUAUGCAAAUUUCAAUUGCGCGUACCAUCAAUUUACAUUUCAACACAUUUAUAAGUUCAUUGGGGAUGUCUGUUAUCAAUUGUGAAAGGAAAACUAAUUCAGUUGAGAAUAACGCCUGCUAUUCGUUCAUAUCUUUCUUUUUUUGUCUAUACUUCUAUGAAUGUUUGAUGAGUUUUAUAUAUUACAUAUAAAAUAAAUCAAGGAUAAAAUUUGCUUUAAGCAUCAAUGAUUAUCUUUUACAAUACUAUAGAAUAUAUAGUUUUUUGUUUUGUUUUGUACUCUUAGGCGAAAAUAAAACAAUAAUUACAGCAUUACGUUCUAAUGUAACAGUAACCAGUGGUCAAAAAGCAAUUUUAAUAUGUAUGUUUGAUAGUAUAAAUCAAGAUUUAUUACUUUUAUCAUCACAUCAAUUAAUAUGGAUUCGACAAAGUCAUGCAUCUUAUGAUGCUGAUUUAAUUUUAGCACAUAAUCAAGAUUUAUUAAUAUCAGAUGAUCGUUUAAAUAUUCAACGUACUCAUAUUGAUUAUACAUUAACAAUAACUAAUGUUAAAAUUGAUGAUGAAGGAACUUAUGUAUGUGAAGUAAAUACACAACCACCAAAGAAAGCAAUUAUUUAUUUAUGUGUUCAAGUUAAGCUUCAUGCUCGAAUUGAGAUGAUCAAUAAAGAAAUAGUUCGAUUUAUCCUGAUUGUUUAUACUAAACAUAAAAAAUAA
Molecule: messenger RNA, 1082 nt
Organism: Rotaria sp. Silwood2
Lineage: Eukaryota; Metazoa; Rotifera; Eurotatoria; Philodinida; Philodinidae
Source: the annotation of a GenBank genome assembly